Messenger RNA from Xenopus laevis (African clawed frog), 812 nucleotides. It is a transcript of the gene hspe1.L, whose product is annotated as heat shock protein family E (Hsp10) member 1 L homeolog. Gene Ontology annotation, biological process: protein folding. NCBI's taxonomy places the organism in Eukaryota, Metazoa, Chordata, Amphibia, Anura, Pipidae. Gene Ontology annotation, molecular function: ATP binding; protein folding chaperone; protein-folding chaperone binding. The record is from RefSeq and is marked provisional. Gene Ontology annotation, cellular component: mitochondrial matrix; mitochondrion.
GUCAGAUCUGGCAGUCUGAACAAGCAGCUUGUGCAGUUGGUCGCGUGCUGAGACGUCAGGUGUUGAUUAGCGAUGGCAGCUCGAGCUUUCAAGAAGUUUCUUCCAUUAUUUGAUAGAGUCCUUGUUGAGCGGCUUGCUGCCGAAACUGUAACUAAAGGAGGAAUUAUGCUUCCUGAAAAAUCACAAGGAAAAGUGCUGCAAGCAACUGUGGUUGCUAUUGGAGAAGGUGCCAGAGGAAAGACUGGUGAUAUUCAGCCUGUGAGUGUAAAAGUUGGGGACAAAAUCCUCUUGCCUGAAUAUGGAGGUACAAAGGUUGUACUUGAAGACAAGGACUACUUCUUAUUCAGAGAUGGAGACAUCCUAGGAAAAUAUGUAGAUUAGACUGUUUGUUACUUUCCAAGUAUGUUCAUUCCACUAAAAAUACUUGCCUUGUGUAAAUAACGUUUUUUGUUAUAAUAAAUGGUAAUAUAGAAAUAUUCUUCCUUUGUUUUUAUGAACACAAGUUAAUAAGCAACCAGUUUUGUGGUGUCGGGGUGCUCCAGCUAUAUUUGGAAUCGGAGUAGUUCAGGCUGUUUCCUCUGGCAGAUGAGUUUCUAUCAGUGGGUCUGCCUUCUGUUUGGAGCUCUUGGUUUGUGUUUUUUUGGCUUUUAUUUUUGCAAUCUUUGUUGUGUAGACUGUACAUGGAGAGCCCAAUGGUUCAAGGAAUUUAGGGAACAAAUUGCAUCUGUAAUUCCAUCCAAACUGACAGAUAUAUCAUAUUGUUCUCUGUUAAACUUCUUUGGAGAAACUAUUAAAAUCAUUGUUUAAAAUUA